AGAAAUAAUCAUAUAGAAAAUACAAUCGCAAGAAAAAGAAGUAAGAGAUAAUCCAAAAUCAGCAUCAUCCGUUGGCGUCAAUAAAGAAAACUUUGAAGAAUUUCAAAACCAAUCUGCUGCUUCAAAGGCACCAUUUGCAGAAACCCAAAAAGCUUGUUUGCUUGCGUGAAGCCAAGAUAAAGAUCAAAAUCAAGAUUCGGGCUUCAAGCUUCAAGCAAUAAACACAUAAUCAGUGUUUUUGUGUGUACAAAUUUCAAACUUAACGGUUUAUGAGCUCACUAUAUAACUGCCACUGCCUCAUCUUUCUCUUCAUCAUCAUCUUCUCUCUGUAAAUUCUCUCUCACAGUGAAAAUUAUUGAGUGAUCACUUACAGAUAGCUGAAAGUAUAUUUAACAGUGCUUAAAUAGGCUGCAAAAGCGUUGGACGCAUAUAGGAAGAAAUGGGUUCCAAUAGUGCCAUAUACAGCAUCCUUUUUUUCUUCUUCAUCGUGUUGAAUGCUGUUUGUCAAUCUUCUGCAACUGAAAUUGAAGAAAGCCAGACAGCACUGCUUUUCGUUAAUUCCUCCGAAACGUCAGCAAAGAAAAUACCCGAGACCUUGUUUGGCAUAUUUUUCGAGGAGAUUAACCAUGCUGGAGCUGGAGGAUUGUGGGCCGAGCUUGUCAGUAAUCGAGGUUUUGAAGCUGGGGGUCCCAAUACACCUUCAAACAUCGAUCCCUGGUCUAUUAUCGGGGAUGAAUCAUCUUUAAUUGUAUCAACAGAACGUGCAUCGUGCUUUCCUCGAAAUAAAAUUGCUCUGCGAAUGGAGGUGCUCUGUGAUAAUGAAGGCACAAGUAUCUGUCCAGCUGGAGGAGUUGGUAUAUAUAACCCUGGUUUCUGGGGCAUGAAUAUUGAAAAAGGGAAAACCUAUAAAUUGGUGCUCUAUGUUCGUUCAGAAGGAUCAAUUGAUUUGUCUGUGUCCUUGACGGGUUCAAAUGGAUUGCAGACAUUGGCUACUGCUAACUUUAAAGAUUCUCAUGUUUUGAACUGGACAAAAAUGGAGGUAUUGUUGCAUGCACAAGGAGCUGAUGCAAAAUCAAGACUUCAGCUCACCACGACCAAGAAAGGUGUUAUUUGGUUUGAUCAAGUAUCAUUGAUGCCUACAGAUACUUACAAGGGACACGGUUUUCGCAAUGAUCUUUUUGAAAUGACGAAAGAUUUGAGACCGGCAUUUAUCAGAUUUCCAGGUGGUUGUUUUGUCGAAGGUGAAUGGUUAAGAAAUGCAUUUCGUUGGAAAGAAACUGUUGGACCAUGGGAAGAGAGGCCUGGGCAUUUUGGUGAUGUUUGGCAUUACUGGACCGAUGAUGGUCUUGGUCAUUUUGAGUUUCUCCAGCUUGCUGAGGACUUGGAUGCAGCACCAGUAUGGGUUUUCAACAACGGGGUCAGUCACAACGAUCAAGUUGACACUUCCAGCGUCUUACCUUUUGUACAAGAAAUUCUCGAUGGUAUUGAGUUUGCUAGAGGCGAUCCUCAAUCAAAAUGGGGUUCUCUUCGAGCUUCAAUGGGACACCCAGAACCUUUUGAUUUGAAAUAUGUUGCAGUUGGGAAUGAGGAUUGCGGGAAGAAAAAUUAUAUUGGGAACUACCUCAAGUUCUACAAUGCUAUAAAAAAUGCAUAUCCGGACAUCAAAAUAAUCUCAAACUGUGAUGGUUCUUCUAAACCAUUGGAUCACCCUGCUGAUAUGUAUGAUUAUCAUAUUUAUACUGGUGCAAAUAAUAUGUUUUCCUCGGCAAGAAAGUUCGACCAAGUCUCGCGCAAUGGUCCGAAGGCUUUUGUCAGUGAAUAUGCUGUGAAUGGAGAUGAUGCUGGCAAAGGCAGUCUUUUAGCAGCUCUUGCAGAAGCUGGAUUCGUUAUUGGCCUUGAAAGAAACUGUGAUGCCAUUGAAAUGGCAAGUUACGCACCUUUAUUUGUUAAUAACAAUGACAGAACGUGGAGCCCAGACGCAAUUGUCUUCGACUCAGCGCAGAUGUAUGGAACUCCUAGCUAUUGGAUGCAGCAUUUUUUCAGGGAGUCGAAUGGUGCAACUCUUCUAAGUUCAACUCUUCAAGCUAACUCUUCAAGUUCUCUAAUUGCUUCCGCUAUCGUUUGGAAAAAUUCAGAGGAUAGCAAGAAAUACAUUAGAAUAAAGGUUGUGAAUUUCGGAAGCAACAACGUGACUCUCAAAAUAUUUAUUGAUGGACUGGAGCUGAACUCGGUCCCAUCCCUUGGAUUGACAAAGACUGAAUUAACAUCUAGUAAUCUGAAGGAUGAAAAUUCCUUCCAGGCACCCAAGAAGGUGACGCCGGUUAAAACUUCAAUGGAGGAGGCUGGUGGGAAAAAGGACAUCGUGCUUUCUCCACAUUCGUUUACUUCAUUUGACUUUUUAUCGAAAUCAAACUAUAUCCAGAUUGUAGGAUCUGAUAAUGCUGAUAAAUAUUCUCCAUAUUAAGUAUAAAGAUCGAAUGAGGAAUGAAUAUUAGUAAUAAAGAUUGUUUAAUGUUAAUGAUAUAUGUAUUGUCUAUGUUAAAUUCAAAAUUGAGUUAGAUUUAA
Molecule: messenger RNA, 2565 nt
Organism: Olea europaea var. sylvestris
Lineage: Eukaryota; Viridiplantae; Streptophyta; Magnoliopsida; Lamiales; Oleaceae
Product: alpha-L-arabinofuranosidase 1-like
Exons: 18
Coding region: 440-2464 (674 amino acids)
Biological process (GO): L-arabinose metabolic process
Molecular function (GO): alpha-L-arabinofuranosidase activity
Source: RefSeq, a predicted model, not a curated record